AUGUAUGAGCCAUGUACCAACGUGGAUAUUCCUUCGGUCCGUCAUAGAGGGACACCAAGCACAACUUCAUCUGUCAAUUCUUCUUCCGGUACCAUCACUGAAAAUAUGGACCCCAGCUUUUCCGGCCCGAAUGUUUCAGACGAGCCCAGUUUGCAAACAUUGUUCGUAGAUGGUGAUUCUGAACGUCUCGAAGCUGCCGUCAGGUAUGGGAUGACCUUGUUGGACCGUUUGCGGGAGCCAUUGUGCCGGCUAUCGUCUGAUGUCGAUGAGUCUCAGUGGCUACAAGCCAUCAAAUACCUUCAGAAACAGGCUGUACACCCGAAAGUCAUUAUCGGCGUUGUCGGUAAUACUGGAGCAGGGAAAUCGUCCAUUAUCAAUGCCGUGUUAGAUGAAGAGCGAUUAGUACCAACCAAUUGUAUGCGAGCUUGCACCGCGGUUGUCACCGAAAUCUCCUAUAAUCACGAAGAGACUCCAUAUCGAGCGGAAAUUGAAUUUAUUACGGCCAACGAUUGGGCAAAGGAACUUCAAAUUCUCUUGGAUGAAUUGUUGGGUGUCGGGGGAAUAUUACUCGUGACCAUAGCGUACGCGAAGAUUAAGGCAGUGUAUCCAUCAUACACAAAGAAUCAGCUAGAGAACAGCACCAUUUCCAAGUUAAUUGAACACCCCAACGUUCAGAAAGUGCUCGGCAGGGUAGAAUCAGUCGUCGAAACUAACUCAAAACAAUUUUACAAGAAUCUUCAGACCUAUGUUGACAGUAGAGAGAAAAUGGCCCAGGAGAAAGACACGACAGACCAGCCACUACUAGACAUGGAGGUUUGGCCCUUGAUUAAGGUUGUUCGUAUUUAUGUCAAAGCUACUGCACUCUCAACAGGAGCGGUCAUUGUCGACUUGCCUGGUGUGCAUGACUCUAACCCAGCUCGUGCUGCAGUUUCCAAAAGCUACCUAAAACAAUGCACCGGCCUAUGGAUCGUGGCCCCGAUUACUCGGGCUGUUGAUGACAAGGCGGCGAAGUACCUUCUGGGCGGGGGUUUCAAGCGGCAGCUCAAGAUGGAUGGCGGUUUGAACAGCAUCACGUUUAUUUGCAGCAAGACCGACGACAUCAGUCUUCUGGAAUGCCAGGAAUGCUUGGGCCUGGAGAAGCAGAUGGGCGCUCUUCGGGGCAAUGCCGAUGAGCAUUUGAACAAGAAACAUCAAAGCGAACAACAUCUCGACGAACUGAAGAAAGCCAUGGCCGACUCCACCGCGGCCGCAGACGAAAUCGAUAGGCAGGUUGAGGAGUUGGAGACAUUCCAGGGGAACAUUAGAGAUGGAGAGACAGUCUCGAAGAAACGGAAACGCGGCAGCAAUUGUGGCAUCUCAAGCGCGUUACCAAAAACGCCGAGACUAGUGCAUUCCGAUUUCGGGGAUUACCAUGUCGAUUCCGAUGGGGGGGAUGAACUCGAUGAGGAUCCGGUCGAAUCGCAAACCUUCAGUAAUCCUCUCACGGCAGGAGAGGUCGAUCAAAAGCUCUCCGAACUUAGGGCGACAAAGAAAGAGGGCCGUCACUACAGACAAGACAUAAAAAUCGGAAUGGAAACUGCCCAGAGGCAGAUUUCAGAUAGUGAGAUCGUAAUAGCAAGCAUUCAAGCUAAAAUAAACGAAUUAGCGAUCUCCAGUCGAAACGAGUAUUCAAGGAGCGCGAUACAGAAAGACUUCGCAGCUGGAAUCAAAGAACUCGACCAAGAACUUGCAGAAGAGAGUGAUUCGUCCAGAUUUAAUCCUGAUGCCGAUGAUCGCGAUUAUGACGAAGUUGCUCGAUCACUUCCGGUGUUUUGCAUCUCUUCUCGGGCGUAUCAGAAGCUUAAAGGGCGCUUCGAAAUGGAGCCCACUAUACCCGGGUUUCGGACCGUUGAGGAUACGGAAGUCCCUCAACUUCAAGUCCACUGCAGGAAGCUAACAGAGGCUAGCAGAGAUGCAAAUUCUCGUCGGUUUUUAAAUAGCCUAGACCAACUUUUGAAUUCUCUUCGGCUGAUGUCAUCAGCAGACGGCAAUCAAGCCACUGACGAGCAAAAGACAGUUUGGGCUAACACUCUCGAAAGUAACUAUAAAGUGCUGUAUGCUGAUCUUGCGGAACUUAUUAGAGACAUCUGCGAGCGGGUCCGGAAUACGAUUGAAUGCAAUAUAUUUACGGCCUACAAAGACGCAGUAGAAGCAGCAACAAACAAAGCAGACGAGACUGUAAAGCGAUGGGGUAGGAAGGUUAACCGCGAUAACCGUGCUGUUGGGGGAUUUUUCUGGUCUACUUAUAAAGCUAUCUGCCGUCGUGAUGGAGUCUAUGCAAAUGAACAAGGCACCCAUGAUUGGAACGCUGAAUUGACCGAACCAGUCCUCAAGGCCGUCGCUUCUGGCUGGGAGAAUACCUUUUCUCAACGGGCCCAAUCCCUCUUGCUCAGCAUGGCAUCAGAAGGGGCACGCUUAUUGCAGUCGUUCCACGACAGCGUCCAUCAUACCGCCGACCAAAACACCAGCCGAAUAGGCAACCAUGUGCUGUCUCAACAGCUACGUGUCUAUCAACAGCUUCUCAAGGGCCUCUGUCUGGAGAAUCUUACAAUGGUCACAACAAGAUCAAAAGACAUCAGUCGGAUGUUCCAGCCUGUGGUAGCGGAGAAACUCGCACCAGUGUACGCGAAUUGCACCGCAUUAUCAGGUCCCGGAAGUUUCAACCAAAUGAAAGAAGUGAUGUCUAGCUUUGUGAACCGAGCCAAAUCGACGAUGUUUCAAGAGAGUGUUGACACAGUCCGGAAAGCCCUUGGGGAAUUACUCAGAUUCUUGGAGGACAAUCUGACGAUCAAAGUCGACGAGAUGUUGAUUUCUGUGAAACGAGAUUACACAUCUGCGCUAGGUAGAAACUACUCCGCCGUUAGCAAGUGCUUGCUUCGGUUGAUUCUCGACAUCAUCACAGAGAGCGAAUCAUAUUUCAAGCGUCUAGCUAAUGCGGAGCUCGAGCGAGAUAUCACUAUUGCUGAUACAGAGCUCGCCCCUACUUCACCACCCUUCUCGCUGUCAUCACCAAAUUACAGUCCAUCCUCGCCUGAUUUGGGUCAUCAGUCUCCCACUUUCAGCCCAGGCUCUCCGACAUACAAUCCCACAGGUCCGACGAUUAGUGACAACAGGCAAUUUCCUCCUUCACCCCAAUAUUCUCCUAGAUCCCUAGGAUGGUCACCAACAAGCCCAGAGAUCUAUUCCACUACGUCUUCAAACAUUUCGGGCUUCUCGACCAAUACUAGUCCAAAUGAAGAACACGAACUUUCGUUUGCAUUUGAAGCAGAGACAGCGCGGUUUGAUCUCUUUAGAUCUCUGGUCAAUCAACCUAUUGACGAUGAGGAGUGGCGUGAAAUUUACCGACUAGGUGAUAGAAUAAUUAGUGACACUGCCAUUGUUUUAAAUGACUUGGAGGGGUGGCUGUGGGAAGAUUUCCAACAACACGGGGUUGUGCUUCCAUCUUGUCACAAUCUUCCUUCAGCAAAAAUUUCUACCUCAAUGUUUCGGUUUUUGAUGGAAACUAAUAAUGACAGGCAACGAAAGUCGGUAUAUCGCCGCCUAGCUCAAGUGCUUUUUUUCGUCUUCGUCGAGAAUGACGUGAAACAGCUCGACAAGAGAGAGAAAAAUGGGGAAGUCAUCGCCCAUAAUCAUCGUAAUUUUACAGGUAUGGCCCAUAAGUCCAUAUUACAAGAGAUUGGUGACUUGUCGGUGAAUGGCAAAAAUUGCUCCCAGGAGCAGAUCUCAAAUAACAAAAGCUGUGGCAAGCGAUGGUGGAGGCUUGGAAGUGGUACUGGCAUCAUUGUUAUCCUGGCUGGUGGACCAGGUGUGGCGAGGUAUAUGUAUGAUAUCACCCCCUGCAUUGAGAAAUUGGGUACUUAUGUUAUAUUAGGGAGAAUCUCACUUGACGACAUUAUUCAACCACUUUUAGUCAAUGCAUCAUUGACUACGAAUCAUAUUAUAGACUGGACCGACCAGAUAGACCCAUUACACUUGCAGUUCAAUGUUCUUCCUGAAACAAUCGAGUGGGUUGAUACACAGAUAAUGAUGGACACCGCAACAGAAAGCUUACUAUAUUACUUUGAGCAUUGUGACUAG
Talaromyces proteolyticus is the source of this 4116-nucleotide messenger RNA. RefSeq lists its product as uncharacterized. Bases 1 to 4116 code for a protein of 1371 amino acids. The record is from RefSeq and is a predicted model, not a curated record. NCBI's taxonomy places the organism in Eukaryota, Fungi, Ascomycota, Eurotiomycetes, Eurotiales, Trichocomaceae. The transcript is spliced from 6 exons.